Corythoichthys intestinalis (scribbled pipefish) is the source of this 6011-nucleotide messenger RNA. RefSeq names its product coiled-coil domain containing 88B (gene ccdc88b). Gene Ontology annotation, cellular component: centrosome; cytoplasm. The transcript has 27 exons. Gene Ontology annotation, molecular function: microtubule binding; dynein light intermediate chain binding. Bases 102 to 4829 code for a protein of 1575 amino acids. The record is from RefSeq and is a predicted model, not a curated record. Gene Ontology annotation, biological process: cytoskeleton-dependent intracellular transport; cytoplasmic microtubule organization. NCBI's taxonomy places the organism in Eukaryota, Metazoa, Chordata, Actinopteri, Syngnathiformes, Syngnathidae.
AGAAGAUGGACUCUGUGAGAGUCACUACAUUAAAGCACUGAUAUUGUUUGUUAAUCAUCUGCCUGACUGCUGGAGUGUCGCUCAUCUAUUGUGGCACUACAAUGGACUCGAGCGUGAUGGAGAUAAUAGAAGAAUUCAUGGAGAGUGCGUUGGUGCACUGGGUUCAGCUUUUUGAGAAGAUGGUGGAGAUGGAGAACAGUUACCCACUCUACAGCCAGUAUAUUGAAGUAAACCCGGUGUCCCAUAAUUCCCGAGACUGCUACCUCAGACUUACGAAUGGGAUUUUCCUCAAUGAGGUCAUGAGGAUCAUAGACCCCAAUCCAAGGGUGGAGAGGUUGUACGACAGUGAUACAGAUGACUACAUGCAGAGAAUACAGAACUUUUCCAUUUUAAAUCGACACCUUCGAGCAUUCUACCAGGAGAACCUGCAACAGUUGAUAUUGAUGCCGCUACCAAAUGUUGCCAUUUUGGGCCAGGACUCUUUUACAGAGGCAGCCGUGGAGGAACUGAGGCGCUUACUGCUUCUCCUUCUAGGAUGUGCAGUGCAGUGUGAACGUAAGGAGACAUUCAUUCAGCAGAUCCAGUCUCUGGACAUUCAGACACAGGCUGAGCUUGCCGUCUGUAUUCAACAGGUGACUCAGGAUCCCCGCUCGGUGCUGCCGCUCCAGUGGGAAGAGCUGCUGGAGGUGGAAGGUGCAGAUCUCAAGGUCGUGUUUGGCUCCAUGGCCAAACAAAUCCAAAGCAUUUUGGCCCAGAGAGACACACACCUGGAGCGCAUUGCCGAGUUGUGUCGAGAGCGGGAGGCGCACGCUGAUUCACCCUUGCCGCCCCUGGGCGGUCACAAUAGCGAGCUUCCCCAAGGUCUGGCACUGCAGCUGGUAGACAGCAAAGCCAAAGUCCGCCGCCUGAAACAGCAACUGGACGAUAAAGGUGAUCAGUUAUUAGACUACAAGCAGGAGAUUCAGAUGAUGGAUGAAGAGCUCAAAAAGCUUCAGAAAAAGAAUCGCUCUCUGCAGAACGAGUCGAGGGGCCUUCGCGCUCUGCGGGAUGAGCUGGAUUGCACCCGUGAGAAAGCUGCUCGGGCCGAGCAGCUCCAGAAUGAGCUUGAGAGUUGUAAACAGCGACUGCGCAGCCUAGAGGUGACACGCACUCAGCUCAAGGAGCAGCAACAGCUUUGUGCAGCUCUGCAGGAGACCAAGGAUCUUUUGGAAGAACAGCUGGCCGAUGCGAGGACCCGAUGUUCUGCGUUGAGGGACCUGGAGAGGGACAACCUUUUGCUGCGUCAGCGGAUUAUAGACGUAGAAGCGGAGCGUGACACCGAGAGGCAGCGUGUUGACGAGCUACUGGAGCUGAACAUCAGCCUGGAGGCGGACCUGCGGCAGUGCGGCAGCAGCGGCGGCCUACCUGCUCCGAUGGCUGUGGCACACAACCGCUUCCUCCAAUCAGAAGGGGACUCUGACGAGGAGCUUAGCGAGCUGAUUGACCAUAAGCCUUUGAGUGUGGAAGUGGGCGAGGCAUCUACGCUGAGGCUGCUGGGAGCAGAGCAGGAAAACGCCCGGCUCAGGAGACGGCUAGAGGAGCUACAAGCACAGCAAGAGUUUCACAACCUGAAGAAUGAAAAUGCUACUUUGAAGCUUCAGUUGGAAGAGCUAAUGACUAACCUGCAGCACUCUGAAGACAAACUGGACGAUGCAGGAAUGAAACAGUCGGGCAAGGAAGACGAGCAGAACGUCGAGAGGGGUGUCCAGGGAUCUGAAUCCUGCAGAGGCGAGGGUGAAGGAAUGGUGAGAUUCAUGGAGGAAAGAGAGCGCAGACAGGAGCUCAUCGUGACACAAAGAGAAGCAGGGGUUGGGGAAGAGGUUCUCCAAGUUAAAGGAGAGAAAGCAGAAGCACACGAUGAGGAGAUCCAGCCCAAAAGAAGAGAAGAAGCAGAGGGGGACCAAAUCCAGGAGCAAAAUCUAAAACCAGAAACAGACACAUUAGAUCUCCAAAAUAAAGGAACUCAAGACACAACUGCAGAGCAAGCUGUGUCCGGCCUUUCUGGUGGUGAUGCUGCUCUGACUAGGUGUCUCCAUGAAGCACAGGAAGAAGCUGACAGGCAGGCCCAGGCAGCUCAGGACCUGCGCUCCAAGUUGGGGGAGCAGAGCAGGAAGACAUGGGACGCCGAGCAGCGGCUGACACUCUUGGAGGUCGAGCUACAACACCUGAGGAAAGCCGCAGAGAAUCUCGGGGAGGCCCGCAGGCAGAUCCAGGCUCUACAGUCUGAGGCCGAGUCCAUGGAGGAGGAGCUGUGUCGUCUGCGGAGUCAAGCUGAGCUUCACAGCAUGCAAACCACAGUCAUUGCCAGCCUAGAGGGGGAGCGGGCGGCGCUGGAGAGAGACAGGGACACGCUACGAGGCACCGUGGAUGCCCUGCGCACCGCCCAGCGCAAGAGCGAACAAUUGGCGUCAACUACUCAGGCCCUCAAAGCCGAGCUGGAACGUCAGGGUCGCACCUUGGAGACCUCCCGCCACCGGGAGGAAGAGCUGGAGGCGGAGGUGCGGGAGACUGGCCUGGAGGCUCAAGCCGUAGGUCGGGCUCGCGACCAAGCUCUGCUGGACGUGUCGCGCCUGGAGCAGGAAAAAGAGGCGUGCCAGUCAGAGCUGGACGGCCUGCGGAAGGAAGCGAGGCAGCGGGAAAGGGAGGUGGCCAGACUCAGGCAGCAGCUGGAGAGCACCAAUGUGGCUUUGGAGCACAGCAACCAGCGAGGAAGGGCAUUGGAUGCUGAGCACAGGUGUGUGUGUCAACAACUGUCUGAGUCCAAAGAGCUGUGCGCUCGCCUACAGGAUACGGUGAGAGAGCUCGACACUCGAUUAGGCAGCCUGGAGGACAGUAAACAGCAGCUGCAGGAGCAGUACACAGAUGCACAGGCCAAGAUUCAGUCACUAUUACAGGACCUGUCAAAUGAGCAGACGCUUUCUCGCAGUCUUACCACCGAAGUCCAGCGUCUUAGCCAGCAGCUCCAAAAAGCUGAAUUUGAACUGAAAGACGCAACCGACACUCUUAACCAAUUACCAGACCGAGCGGAGAGACCCACUGGCCCUUUGACUGAACGUGGACCUCAUCUCCAGUUGGAGAAGACAGACGGGGAUCAUUCUUCAAGCCAAAUGCACAUUUGUCCAACGGACCAGCAGGAGGCAUCGGGGCGGGAUGGAGACAAAGGUCACAACUUUUCGGAUGCCGCUGGGGAUACAGAGCGAGAGCUCACUCGUAGGUUGUUAGAGCUGGAAAAAGAGAAAGCCGUGGCGCUUGCAGGACAAGAGGCUUUGUUGUCGCGUCUGUCUCAGUCCCAGGAGACGUGUGAGCACCUGAAGGAGCAGCUGGAGGCGCUACGCCGACACUCGCUCAGCCUGCAGGAGUCGUGUACCCGACUGCAGACGCUCAACACUCAGCUACAGGUAGAGCAAGUGGACGUGAACUCGCAGCUAGCAGCAGCGCAGACACGCCACAGUGAGAGCGAGGCCCGGUGCGCAGCACUGGAAGCUGAGUCAAAGGUGUGGGCGCGGGAAAGGCAAGAAUCGGCGGCCCGGAUGGAAACCCUACGGCGGGACCACGAGCGGCUGACAGCACUGCAGCAGCGUCAGGAAACGGAGCUGGACCAACUUCUAGAAAAACACUCUCGUCUUCGGAGCAGCAGCCGCAGUCUGGAGGGGCAACACAGGGAGCUGGAGGCCAGCUACAAAGAGCUGCUGGAUGCUAAAAGCCAUCUGGAGGAGAGAGAGCGAGAGAUGAAAAUGGAGAGAGAGGAGAUGGAAGCAGAAGCUCAGAGGAGAUUGGAGCGAGAACGAGAGCUGGAGAGGUUGAAAGAAGACAGCGAGAGGCUUCAUGGCCAACAGAAGGAGUUGGUCGCAUCCCAGGCAGAGCUGCUGGCUCAGGGCUCUUUGCUGAGGGGGGAGCUGAGCGCCUCCUUGCUGGAGAGGACUCGACUUGAGGGGGAGCUCAGCAUCCUAAGGGAAGCCAACCAAAAUCUGGACCUCAGUAAUGCCCGCCUCACCAGCCAGUACCAGCUACUGACCCAGCUGAAGGGGAACACAGAGGAAGAGAACCGACAUUUAGCCGAGCAGAACAGCAGUCUGCUGAAGGAGAACCGGGCCUUACUGGAGCAGAGCCUGGAGCGCCGUGACCAGCACUAUUCGCAGCAGAAAGAAUAUCAAGAGAAGCUCAGUGAGCUUCGCCGGGAGAAGCAGAAGCUGGUGGAGAAGAUUAUGGACCAAUACAGAGUUCUGGAGCCCAAUGUGCAACCUUCGCCUUGGAAGGCCAAGAAAUCUAACUGGAUUGCCGACCGGAUGAAGAAGCUCAUCAAACCUCGCGGAGGAGCGCGAGAGGGACGCGGCCCCGUCACGGCCGCUGGCAGCGUGGAGAACCUGGCCGACAGAACCCAAUUCACAUCGGACACACCACAACGCGAUCCGUGCAGCGCUCCAGGUUCUCCAUGUCCGCUGAGAAAAGCACCACUCCAUACAGAGCCGGAGAUUUCUUCUCCCACAAAUCUGGCCCCUCGCCCCGGCUCCGGGGGUCGCCGUAAAUUGGGGUCCCGUCACGGUUGGGGUUUGACCAGAGGUGGCGCCGGAGUCUCUCAAUCCUUUAGUCCGGGCGACCAAAAGACUGCGCCUCGCCACCGGCUUUUCUCGGGUCAGAACACUACCACGGUCCUCUGGGAGAGAGAGAGAGGCGAAACAAAUGAUCACCAGUGCACAGCAGAGGUCAACGCGAGCCCUGAGCAGGAGACGAAUGAUGAUAAUCAACAUUCCAGCAAUGACACCAGAGAAAGAAAUGCUUCACAGACUUGACUUGCUUAAAAUAUUACUUUUUGUACUCAUAGACUUCUGUAAAGUUUACUGUUUCAAAUGUAAAGUCUUCAGUGUUUUGAAUACAAGUAUGAUAAAACCAAAUAAUUGAUGAGCUUUUAAUGUACUGCACUCUUCCAAAACACAUCGAGUUGGCCUGUAUUAUAUUUUUUAAAAAUUACUUCCAAAACAAUAAAUAAAUAAAAGAUAUACAGUGGUACCUCUACAUACAAAUUGUAUUCGUUCCAGGAGCUGGUUUGUCAAUCGAAAUGGUCGUAUGUCAAGCGGGAUUUUUCCAUAAGAAUACAUUAUAAUUUGAUUAAUUCGUUCAACAGCCUAAAAACCUACGCUACAUCCUAAAUAAAUACUGCUGGUACAAUUACAAAUAGCAAUUACACAUAGCAAAACAAAUAAAUUAUAAAAGCAAAUCGGAAUAACAAUAAUAUAAUAAUAAUAAUUAUUAUUAUGUGACGAAUCGGCUUUUAAUGCGGCGGUUGUGUUUUGCAUGCUGUUCCUGACUGCUGUGACUGAUGACAGAGCGAGAGACGAAGUGUUUUUACUUUAUCUUUUCAUGUUCUGUUGUUGUUGACGUUGGCUACGGUGGACAGUAGCAGUUUUGUUUUGCACAAGUUCUAAAAUAAAUGAUUAAAAACCUGACGAAGCCGACGACUUCCUUGCCCAUGUUACAAUAAUUGUCACCAAAACUUAUAAAUACUGGCGAACGGUGGUUGAAGGAGGACCGUCAAGAUUAUAGACAUUCACUGACACACACACCACGCUCAUAUUUUUCUAUCAUUUCAAUCUUAAUUUCAAUGGUAAGCGACACCUUUUUUUCACCACCUGCACUAACCUUCUUGGGACACGUGUUGAUUUCUCUCACAAGAAAAGACCGUCUUGUGGGAAAACAAUGGAAUUGCGACGGCAUCAUUAAUCGGCGUAUUUCAAGCAUGUCGUCAUAUGUCAAGACAAAAGACGCGUACAAUUUUAUGUUGUAUGUCGGUGCGAUCGUAUGCCGAGGUACCACUGUAUACAGUAGGCCUACCUGCGCAGAAUUUUGCCUUGACAAUCGACAUUAAAAGAAGCAUUACCUUAACAAAUAUCUCACAAUUUUAAGGUUUCGUGUUUGAAUCUGGGUUCUCAGCGACUUGUUAGAGGAAGAAUCUCGUGCUUUUGGACACUACUACA